UCUGGAAUCACGUUCCUAGAGGAUUAUAUGUAAAUGUUCAACUGCCUGAAUGCUAUGUUGACAAGUAGCUUACAGAACAAAGUUUUGCCAAAGGAACUUUGAGUCUUUUUUUUUUUUUAAUCCCGUAAUAUGUGAUUGCCAAACAUGCUUCCUGGUGAAUGAUGCCUUUAUUGACAUAAAGAGGUGGUGACCACAAACAAACCCCCCCCGACUUUGCCCGAUAUAAAUCUUCAGCUGUCCUUCACGUUUGGGACCCGAGCCCUCUCUCCGGUUUCAUGAAACCUCUUGCAGAAAUGAGAACAUACCUGUGUUUGGCUUUAGUGCUGAGUGCAGUGCUGUCACUGGCAAACGGCCACUGCUAUCCAAUUGAAGUGGAAGAAGGUGCAACACAAUGCCUGGAUCCGGCUGACAACUUAUGGCACCCUCAGGGAACAACUUGGAGGAACAGUGAAUGCAUGGAUUGUUCCUGCAGCGGUUGUUGCUCUGCGUACGGCGUUCCCACAGGCGUCCCUGAUGACUGCGUAUCAAUGCUUGACAAAGAGGCAUGUGAAUACAAAGUGUUCAAAAGGAAUGACCCGUCUAUUGAAUGUCCAUUUAGGGGUAUGGUUGGAAAGUGACGGAACAACAGCAUCGGUCAUUGACUCCUCUACAACAACAAUGAUAUUUGUGUGAUACUAUAUAUAAUCAAGGAUAUUUUGUGAAUUUUUGGCAGAAAGAAAAUGAUCAAAAGUGGAAAUGAAUAAAACAUCAAUUCCCUUUGGACAA
Messenger RNA from Hippocampus zosterae (dwarf seahorse), 765 nucleotides. Its product is annotated as beta-microseminoprotein-like. Bases 276 to 617 code for a protein of 113 amino acids. The transcript has 4 exons. The record is from RefSeq and is a predicted model, not a curated record. Lineage: Eukaryota; Metazoa; Chordata; Actinopteri; Syngnathiformes; Syngnathidae.